Messenger RNA from Centruroides sculpturatus (bark scorpion), 404 nucleotides. RefSeq lists its product as uncharacterized. The record is from RefSeq and is a predicted model, not a curated record. The transcript has 3 exons. NCBI's taxonomy places the organism in Eukaryota, Metazoa, Arthropoda, Arachnida, Scorpiones, Buthidae. The coding region runs from base 24 to 404 and encodes 126 amino acids.
UUCUGUUUAUUAUUUUGUUGAAGAUGAGUUUUAUCAAUGUUGAUUGUUAUUGCAUUGAAACUAUUUUCUGGUACGAAGAUGGUUUUUAUGUUACUUAUGAUUAUCAAUAUUUCAUACCAAAUGGCGAAUAUAGACAUUAUUCACUACUUUUUCCAUAUCAGCAAGCUUCUGUACCGCUUGCUUACGGACAUCCAAGUCAAGACGGUUUAUACGGACCGCCAUUAGAAGGAUUUCAGACCCCAAAUUAUUGGUCAGAGGCGGAAGUGGUUUCAAAUGAACCUUUCCAAGAAGAGCAGCAGUUUGAAGUGGCAACAAAUAUACCAGAAUUUUGGCCACGGGCAGAGAUGGAAGAAAAUGAACUUCUAGAAGUUCGUCCAUUUCAAAUACGAAUAAACGAAUCGUAG